GCCGGCCCGGGGACGGCGUUUCCGCAGCACCGGGGGCUGGGGCUGGCAGGCUGUGGGGCUGACUGCGCGGCGCUCGGCUGAAGCGGCUCGGUUGCGGCCUGCUGGACCAUGCUGAGCGGAGCGUGCGGCUGGCUCGCCUCAGCGCUGCGGGGUCCACGCGUGCCGCCGUUCACGGUCGCCCGUAGGUGCCUUCACGCGUCGGGGUCACAGCGGUCCGCGGACAAGAGCGAGAGGCCCGGAGACCCGCCCCGCGCCUUCGACCCGGCGCUGCUCGAGUUCCUGGUGUGCCCCCUCUCCAAGAAGACGCUCAGGUGCGAUUCGCCGUCUCCGACUUUGCGUUCGCCCCCUCCCGUGGCGGGGGGCGGGGGGGGCGGUGGACCGCGCGGCCGUUCACAGCCGCUGGGGAGCCCUUCAGGUCAAUCCGGGUAUUUUCCGCUGCCAUUUCUGGCUCCGGCCCCGGCCCACUACGACGCACCUCCGACUGCGGCGGGAAGGGCGGGAGGCGACCGGAGGGGAGCCGAGCCCCCGGGCCUCCCAAAUCAAGCCGCCCACCCGCAAGGAUGGGUCGGAGCGUUUACAGGUUCGCCACUGCUGCGCAAUUGUAUCGCCGGGGACUUUUUUUCUUUUUUGAAUGCCGAUUCCCGGGCACCACCCCAGGCGGACCCAGUCAGCCGGUCUGGGGGCGGGACUAGAGCAAGAGUGUUUCUUAAAAGGACCCUCAGUGGUGCCAAUGUACCGCCAGGUUUAUGAACUGUGGGAGUCGGGACUGGUCCAAGGCAUCAGAUUUUUAGGCCAAGAUGAUGAAAAAUAACUAUUCUUGUGAACCUGUACAGCUGAUGCCUGACGAUCUUAAACGUUUUACGCUAUGUUGUGCUGCCCCUUUUGGCUCUUAGUUCUGGACUAGCUGGGUUUUGUAACGGCUUCAUGACCAAGAGUCGGGAAAAACAGCUCUGGGAGGGAAGAUAAAACAAGAG
Messenger RNA from Zalophus californianus (California sea lion), 974 nucleotides. RefSeq names its product PIGY upstream reading frame (gene PYURF). The record is from RefSeq and is a predicted model, not a curated record. The coding region runs from base 109 to 750 and encodes 213 amino acids. The transcript has a single exon. Lineage: Eukaryota; Metazoa; Chordata; Mammalia; Carnivora; Otariidae.